AUGGCGGAUCAUUUAUUUUAUCCUGGCGCCCCUCCGAGGCCCCUUCGGAUUGAGUAUGACGGCCCGCUCUACGAUGGAGGCGAUUGGGAUACGUUUCCCUCUCGUAGUGGCUGGCUGGACGGACCUGGAGCAGAGAACUGGCUUGCACGCCAUAUUCCUUUCGUGAAACUGCCCGACGAGUUGGAGUACUUGUUUCAAUACCAAUCGAGCAUGGAGUCCUGGCUCUACUUUGGCAUGCUGCACUAUGUCUUCGGUGACCGGCUGGAUCAGUCCGACUUCAUUAUCCUCCGUGAUGACGAGAGCGAAGGCCAGGGGUACUACAUCACGACAAGAUAUCUGCACAAAUACGUUGAGGAUAUGGAGGAUUGGAAGAACAACAACCGCGGAGCCCGAACUGUCGAGAUUGUGAACAAAGUCCUCGAACUUCUUCCCAGCUACAUCCGUUUCAUCGGGGACGGAAUGUCCUUGGCUAUUCGCCUGGCCAGCCAUGCUCUCUGGAACGUUGCGGUCAAGCGAGAUGGACCACAGACCAGCCCCCGCUUGAUAGGAGUGUGGUCUCUUACCCGCACAGAGCUGGAGCGUCUGCCAUUAUUCAAUGGAUGGUGCCCCCUGGAUGCAGAGAAGUGUUGCGAAGCCGGCAUCUACCUAGAUACCCAGGCUUACCUGCUGCAACUACAUCGUCCCAAGCCUAGCUGGAACAAGAGAACGCAUGAUUCUUGUAUAAAGACGGAAUGCAUAGCGGACAAUAUAGAUGAGAGCAACUAUAUUACUCGCCAUGUGCAAGACGAUUGCAGCUGCUCACACAUCCACGCAGACAUUGAACAGCUACAUAGAGUGCUUCUGGACGGAGGAAUCCCUCUUGUAAGGAUCAGGUUCUGUGGGGAGGACGAGCUUGGGAACCCGCAGUAUAAGCUCGAGGUCGUGAAGAAUCGCACUCACAGGCCAUAUGUAGCGAUCUCUCAUGUAUGGGCUGACGGACUAGGCAAUCCCCAGGGCAACUCUCUCCCACACUGCCAAUUGGAGUUUCUUUACCAACGGGCCCUGCGCCUACUGAGUGACAGAGAAUACAUUCCUGGCUAUGAUGACAAGGUAUAUGGACCCCUGUACACUGGGGCCGCUCAAUUUGGCCACUUCGCAGCCAAAGCGAUCCGACGUGGAGACAAUUCUGUGCUGGUAUGGAUUGAUACACUAUGCAUACCACACCGUAAUGAUGUGCGAAGCCUGGCAAUUCAACGCAUCCGCGAUGUUUAUACUGGUGCCUCUCGGAACUUGAUUCUCGAUUCGGAGCUGAUGCUGGUCGACUCGAGCUCGUCUAAUAAAAUGGAAAUUUGCCUGAGAGUUCUGUACUGCUCCGGCUGGAUUCGUCGGUUAUGGACGCUCCAAGAAGGAUUGGCCGCAACAGACAAGCUAUUCGUGCUGUUGUCCGACAAGGCAAUCAAUAUCGGUACCAUCCCCUUCAUGCUCCUGACCAAAGUCGACCGAGGAGAAAUCCCCAUCUUCCAAGAGGGAAUUGCCACGAUGGCCGCAGUCUCUUGGUAUUCGUACUUUCAAGAACCCACCGACUAUGCCUCUCCAUUCCAUCGCUUUGUCGUCAAUAAUGGAGGUACCAAGGCCCAGGGCAAAAUAAUUGCUUGGAACUGGUUCAAUGUGGCUACACGAUCCAGCAGCAAGGACCGUGAUCGUCCGACUGUCCUAGCAGGUCUCCUGAGUCUGGAUGUCAGCAAGAUCCUCAAGAUCAAGGACUCCGAUGACCGAAUGCGGAAGUUAUACAGCAUGCUGGAUAUGUUUCCCCAAGACGUGCUCUUCCUUGAGGGCCCCAGAUUUGAAGAAUACGGAAUGGGAUGGGCAAUGACAACAUGUCGAUUUACUGGCGAAUUUGCUCCGCUUGUCAACGAUUCUGGAAAUAUCACGCCCCGGGGCCUCCACGUCACAAUUUAUCCUUCGCUGAUAGCUCUGUCUUCCGACCUGUUCGAUCUGGCACUGGCCAAGUCAAAGCGAUCCGACCCUGACCAAAGCCAGAUGAACUGGAAGAAGUGGCUUGAUGAUUCUAAGCCCUAUGCUAAUCCCGACGACUUGGGUUCGGACUUUGGCAGCCAAGCGACAGAGCCAGACGAUGAGGAGCUGUCAUUUCUGCACUUGAAAGGGACGGUUCCAAUCAAUCUCAGCCAGGGCGAGGCGUAUGGAAUCAUCCUACGGUCAGCCCUUCCUGAUCAAAUAUCCGCCCAAUGUGCGUUGGUCGCCCUACAGACAAGUGAAGAUGGAGUCCAUUAUGGGCGAUACAUUAGCACAGGAGGUAUGAGGGCUGCUACUUUCAACAGGAACCUGCAUGUUGUGGAAUUGCCUGAGGAUGGCUACCUUUUGGCAGGCACUUGGGGUGAUGCACAAACACAUGAAUGGAUUGUUGGUUAA
Molecule: messenger RNA, 2409 nt
Organism: Aspergillus puulaauensis
Lineage: Eukaryota; Fungi; Ascomycota; Eurotiomycetes; Eurotiales; Aspergillaceae
Exons: 2
Coding region: 1-2409 (802 amino acids)
Source: RefSeq, a predicted model, not a curated record